AUGAAUCGAACUCUGGCCGAAACAAUCAGCGUUUCGGCCAAUGAGCUGCCAUUUUUGGAUGGCAAAUGUUUGGUACGAGUCCGAUUUGAUAACAAAGAGCAAGAUCUGGAUGCCAGUGAACUUAUUGAACUUGUAAGUCAUUUUUUAUGUUGUUUUUUCUUGGUUUAGGGCUGAGAAAGGAAGAACUAUGGAAUAGGUAUCUAAAAUAAUAUACUUUUGAAUAGUUAAAACGGUUGAUGGGUUCUGUUCGGUUAAAAUGAGAUAAAAAAAGAAUUUUUAUAUUUUUGAGUAACUAAUAAUUUGUGUUUGAGAAGGUUAAGUAUUAUAUUUUAGGCGAAAUCGUCUCAAGAAUUCGCACUACACCUUCUACCUCAAUAUUCUAAUCAACCUCAAUUAUCAGAUGAAAAUGCGCUUUCUUUUCACUUUUUACAAAAUAAGUAAGUUACUUUACAUGGUUUUUUAAUUUUUAGAAGUAAUUUCUAAGCGUCUGCAUUAAUAUCUGCUCGAUUUUUCUGUUGUGCAAGGAUAACAUACCCAAUUUUAGUGAUCUCAUCUCUCCGAAAUCUCAAAAACUGUCGAAAUCUACAAAGUCAUGUCAUUUUGAGUCAGUAAAUAGUGAUCUACAUCAUUCCGCUGUGAAUUUAUGUGAUAAAGACGUGUCAGGGAUUCUGCGCGACGAUCAUGGGAACGUCUACUUCUUUGGUUAUGAUGAACAUGGGUUUUUUGUUCAACCACAAAGUUUUUCGAGUUGUGGUGAGUUUAAAUUAAAUUUUUAUGAAAAUUUAGAGUUUUGUGAAGAGUUUUUUUUUGUAAAAUACGACGUCAGGCGUGGCUCUUUUUAAAUAAAAAACUAAUUUUAUCUUUAAAACCCAUAAAUUUCAGAUAAAAUCUUCCAAACUCGUCAAAAACGAGCAGCCAAGAAAGCGCCAAGCAUACCACGGUAUUAUGCUGAUUAUUUGGAUGGUAUACGACGUUAUGUUGAGCUAGUAUUCAUUGCGGACAAGUCGGUAUACGAUAAGUAUGGCAAUGACGAGGAGAAAGUUCAUCAUCGGAUGGAAUCUAUAGCUAAUGUGGUCAACUCGGUAUGUUAACUUUGAUUUUGAUUUUUUGAAGUUUAGGUAAUCAAUAUCUCAUCACUGUACUGUCAUUUAUCUUUAAAAAUUUAUAUUUUAUAUUAUAUUGAUUUAUGUUAUAUUAUGACUGUACGAGUGAAUUUUUGAAAGUAAAAUAAAUAAAUAAAAAAAUAUCUUGAUUUUGAAGGUUGUUUAAGAUCCACAAAAGCUUGGAAAUUCGAUUAUAUAAAUCAGAAAGGGUAGAUAUUGUUUUAAAUCGUUCAAAAAUAAAUUUUUAUGAUGUUAUAGACAUCAAAUUUUAGAUGUACGCUCCGAUUAAUAUCCGAAUCACACUGGUAUAUGCUGAUAUAUGGAAGGAUGCUGAUGUGUUUCCAAUUACAGAGAAUUCAGAUGAUGCGUUGAACAAGUUUUUGGUAUUCAGAAAGGGAUUGAUCUUCGACCAUCCUCAUGAUAAUGCUCAUUUGUUAACGUAAGGAAUUUUGAUAACUUUUUUGGUUUUUAGGGUAAAAUACGAUUUUGCAUUAUGCUUUAUAUGAUAAUUUUUUUUAAAAGUUAACAUUUGCUUUAGUCAAAUGAGAUUCAACAACAAUGUGAUUGGCAAAGCCUACAGAGGCACAAUGUGUUCUUAUGACUUUAGUGGCGGAGUUAUUUUUGUAAGUUGUAUAGUAAAAUACGCAAACUUCUUUUGAUUUUUGUAUAGUAAAAUGCCAUUUAUAAUACAAUAAUCUGAAGAAACUAACAUUAAUUUACUUUCAGAACGACGACAGAGUGACAUUCGUGGCAUCGACGGUGGCUCACGAGAUGGGUCACAAUUUCGGAAUGGAACAUGAUCUAGGGUAUCCGGAUCCGUGUAAAUGCGAAUCAGAUAUGUGUAUUAUGUCACCGAGUAGCGGGGGGUAAGGCCUUACAAUAUUUGAAAAGUUAUUUUUGGAGUUAUGCCUAAAAGUUUUGCCUAAAGUUUAUAUUAUGGUUGGUUUAGGGGGUGAUUUUGACAUUUUGGUCAUAACUUGUUUUAACAAGCUUUAUUAAGACGUAGUGGUACGUAACAUUGAAAGGAGCAUAUAAAACUUAUGUUUAAAAGCUUGUAUCGUUAAGAUAGCUAGUUUUUUAGUUACUGUUUAAAAAGUAUGUUAUAGUAGGUAUUAGGCGCUGGUUUUGAUAUUUUUGUUAGAACUCUUUCUUAUGUCAUUUUAUAUUAAAUGUUGUUACUGUAUAAGGUUGAUAAGAGUAUAGUAAACAUGUGUUACAUGUGUUUUCAAUUUUGGGAUGUUGUGACGCUUGGUUUUUGAGUUACGACUAAAAAGGUAUGUUAUAGUAGGCACUUAGGUCAAACUUUUUGGAUUUUUUGCUAUAAAAAGCUUCUGGUGGCUUUAAAUUAAAAUUUUUGACAUGUACAAGAUUGAUUAGAGUAUAUUUAACAAUUUAAACAUUAUUUCAGAUCAGCUGCCGCAACAUACUGGUCGGACUGCUCGCUAGAAAACCUCCAAUCGGCGCUCCGAAGAGGUGUCGACUACUGCCUUCAAAACGUGCCCUCUAAAGCGUUUGGCGGUGCCAAAUGUGGCAAUGGCAUCGUAGAAGAUGGCGAAGAUUGUGAUUGUGGAUCACUGACCGAAUGCCCAAACAAAUGUUGCAUACCUUCGACUUGUAAGCUGGCCGAGAACGCUGAAUGCGCGUCUGGAGAUUGUUGUGAUGUGGACACAUGUAAACCAAAGUCAAUGGCUACGCAAUGUAGAGCAUCGUACAAUUCAUGCGACUUACCAGAGUAUUGUGAUGGCGAAAAUCCGAAAUGCCCUCCGGACUUUUUCGUUCAAAAUGGAUUGCACUGUCCGGAUGCGCCUGAGGUAAGGGGUUUUGAAGGUUUUUAGGUAACAAAAUUGGCAUUUAUUAAUGGUUUAGGUAUAAAAUGGAUUGUUUUUUAAUAUUUUAGGUAUCAAAAAGACAUUUUUUGUAAUUUUAGGUAUUAAAAUUUUCAUUUUCAGGACUACUGCUACGAAGGACAAUGCGGCUCGCGAGACCAACAAUGUCAAUAUAUAUGGGGCGAAACGGGCAAAAACUCGGAAAAAGACUGUUACCGUAUGAAUGUGUACGGUAACGCGAAUGGUAAUUGCGGUUACGACCCGCGAACGGAACGUUACGCACCGUGCGAGCCCGUGAAUAAAGAAUGUGGUCGAUUACAUUGUACUCAGCUCAGUGAAAGGCCAGUAUUUGGGGAUCCGAGUACGGUGUACGUGGGGUACACAUCAGUACGAAGAGGUGACGGUAAAGAUGUAGCGUGCCGAAGCGUGAGAACGACGUAUUCUGGUGGGAAGAGGCAGGAUGACCCUGGAAUGGUGCCGGAUGGGGCUAGGUGUGGGAGAAAUGAGGUGGGUUUUGAAUUUUUAAAUUUUUUUUUGCAAUUCAAAGUUUUUUUGAAAUUUUUGAAUUUUACGAAAUUUUAAAAUGUUUUCGAAAUUUAAAAAUUUUUUUCCAAAUUUCAAAAAUUUGCAGAUAUGUGUAAAACAAAAAUGCUCGAACCUGACCCAAGUAACCGAGAUGGUCUCCAAAUGUGACCCCACCGACUGUCACGGUAAAGGCAUCUGUAACAACGUUGGCAACUGUCAUUGUCUACCUGGAUACGGUGGAACGGCAUGUGACAUUCCCGGCUAUGGUGGAUCAGUGAACUCUGGGCCAGCUUCGGAUAAGGUUUUCAGUCCAGGCAUGGUGUUCUUAUAUGUAUUCAUAUUGGGAUUGAUCGCGUUCAUUGGAGCCACGAUUUGGUGUCGGAGAAAGAAGGGCAUUUGGCUGCAUAAGAAGUAGGUAUUGAGGUUUUAUGGACUAGCCUUAUCUUUGUAUAUUAAUGUAACCAUACCUUUCUAUACUAUAGUAACUAUACAUUUCUAUAUUAUGGUAACCAUACCUUUCUAUACUACAGUAACCAUACCUUUCUAUACUAUAGUAACCAUACCUUUCUAUAUACUAUAGUAACUACUACAACUUAUAGAAUGUGGAAACUGACUAAAAAAGCCUUUGGCAUCGAGGCCGUGCGAGUACCGGUCCGCAAAGCCCCACCACCUCCAGGACAACAGAACCGCCGAUCCCUAUCACCAUGGGAGCAAAUCAAUGCCAUGUGGAACCGACACUCCCACCAAUCACCACGCCCCGAAGUAACAACACCACAAACACGAGAAGUACUAAACGUGGGUGGACCAAUAAUGGCACAAAGUUACAUGCCCACCAAGGAUUAUCAAGGAAACUACGGCAAUAAUGCGUACUAUUCGAGAGGACAUGAAACUGCUACGUUGGGCGUGGUAAAUUUUUUAAAUUUUUUUAGGUUUGGAGGGGUGUUUUACUUUAAAAAUUAAAUUUUGGGGGUGGUUUUUAACGUUAAAAAAUUUUUUUUGAGAGGUGGUAAUUGAAAUGGCAAAAAAUUUCUUUACAAAACAUAAAAUGGCAAAAACUUUCUUUACAAAACAUAAAAUGGCAAGAACUUUCUUUACAAAACAUAAAAUGGCAAAAACUUUCUUUACAAAACAUAAAAUGGCAAGAACUUUCUUUACAGAACAAAAAAAUGAAAAUCCAAUUUAAAAAAUUUUAUUUGUUGUUUUUCAGCCAAACCAAGCGCAACACCCCUACAAUCAACCCUACGAAGUCCCCACACCCGCUUCCUACGAACAACCCCCGCCCGACCCGGACCAACAUAACAGUAUCAUGUACGGAGAUGACUUUGACGAAGUCUUAUCAGCACCACGUCACAUUAUACGUCAGGACAAGUCACUAAACACGACUAAACGACCACCAGUACCACCACCGAAGCUGCCGGAGGCAAGGAAGCUCCAGAACGAUUCAUCGUCAGAAUCCUCGGAUACGACAAGCCCUACCCCUUCAUUCAAGAACAAAUUGGGACAAAAUGGGACUGUUGUUUCGAGCAGAAGUGGUACUAUUGGUACAGGGGUUGGUGUAAUGAGAAAAGAAAGCACAUUGAAUCGACCGGCUGUAGCUCCGCCUCCACCGCCUCAUAAACCGAAAAAUGUAAGGAUUGUUACCUAAAAUAGUAGAAAUGGAUAGAAUGUUACCUAAAGUAAUAGAAAUGGGAAGUUUGUUACCUAAAAUCAUUGAAAUCUAGAAAAAAAUGAAUUGUAGUCUUUUGGGAAUUUUUUUUUCAAUUUUUAACCUACCAUAACAUAGCCAUUAGCCUAAAUAUAAACGCCAAAUUUGAUAGAAUAUCACCAAAGACUAUAUUACAGCUUCCACCAGCUCAAGAACCCAAGAAAUUUAAGCCCCCGCCUCCAGUGAAGCCUCCAGUAUCAUCAACACCAUCAGCCACGAAUGACGAAUAUCAGCCGAGAAAAAUCAAUGUCAAAGCUCUAGCGGCCCAACUUGAUUCGAAGCUAUCAAACGUUUAG
This is a messenger RNA of Bursaphelenchus okinawaensis, 5455 nucleotides long. The record is from the annotation of a GenBank genome assembly. Lineage: Eukaryota; Metazoa; Nematoda; Chromadorea; Rhabditida; Aphelenchoididae.